CCAGGUAACAUAGGUUCCCCCUCCGAAGCGUCGACUUUCACUGAGAUUCUGAGAACUUGAGAGGAGAACAAACACCAUGAACUUGCUGCACAAAACCUUGCCCAGAACGUUCAAAUCAACCACCUUCUUCCCCUCAAUUCCCUCCAUUCGUCACAACACGUUUUCUCUCUCCUCCCCAUACUCCACAAAACUCCCCUCUAAUGAUCUAUACAAUGCUACGGAGAAGAAGAAAUUGGCGAGGCCAAGUGAAAUUCGGUUCCAACCAAAGGUAGCUAAUUUGGUCAAUCUUGUUGGUACUGUAACAAUGCCCGUUAAAUUCCGCACUUCUGUUGAUGGAAAAUCGUGGGCUUCCACUCUUAUUUCUCACCAACGCCCGCCUUUCUUUAAUCAGACUUCUCUAUGGAUUCGUAUAAUAUUUGAAGGUGACUUGGCUGUCACUGCUGCUACCCAUCUGAAGGAAAAGGAUACUGUACACGUAACCGGACACUUGAGUUCAGAUUUCUUGCCAAUCUAUUUGACUAAUGACCAGUCAAAAUCCCAGCUUAUGGUUCACGAUGUUUAUUUAGUUCGUCAAUUUCAUCCUGAAGUGAUGAAACAUCUCUACCUUCAUAAAAGGAAAGAUAUAACAUAUCUACCGUCAAAAGAAAAGAUGAAACAUCUCCCCAGAUCAUAACCAUUGCCUAAAUAUAUUGAUAAUUCUAUAGCCACUGAAACACUCCUUUAUAUGAUGAGCAAUAAUACACUGUAGCUUCCUUCACUGAACCAAACACGUGGAACAUUUAUCCGAGAGUCCGGGGGACCAAUGAAAAUAUCUGGAAACAGAGAACUCUUGCCAUACUAAUCACAGAAUAUCUUGACAAUUAAGACUGUCUAAUUAGUGAUCAGUAUCCAGUCUAAUUACUAUUAUGAAAGUGAUGUGAAAAUAUGUUUGAGUAUCUGGGAAGUCGGCAGGUGUUUGAAUAUCAAAAUAGGAAAGUACAGCUCCAUUAUUGUGUCGAUAUGAAACUUAUGUAAGUUUUAGGUGUUAGAAUGAUAUAUGUACUUCUACAACAAUGAGGUCGAGGAAAGAGAGUCGUGGAACCUCAA
This is a messenger RNA of Spinacia oleracea (spinach), 1086 nucleotides long. Its product is annotated as protein OSB2, chloroplastic. NCBI's taxonomy places the organism in Eukaryota, Viridiplantae, Streptophyta, Magnoliopsida, Caryophyllales, Amaranthaceae. Gene Ontology annotation, molecular function: single-stranded DNA binding. The transcript is spliced from 4 exons. The coding region runs from base 77 to 673 and encodes 198 amino acids. Gene Ontology annotation, cellular component: mitochondrial nucleoid. Gene Ontology annotation, biological process: positive regulation of helicase activity; mitochondrial DNA replication. The record is from RefSeq and is a predicted model, not a curated record.